AUGGACGUAAGAUUUUAUUCACCACCUCCUCAGCCUGCAGCCGCUCCUGAUACGCCUUGUUUGGGACCUUCCCCCUGCCUGGACCCCUACUAUUGCAACAAGUUUGACGGUGAGAACAUGUAUAUGAGUAUGACAGAGCCGAGCCAGGACUAUGUGCCAGCCAGCCAGUCUUUUCCUGGCCCAAGUCUUGAAAGUGAAGAUUUUAACAUACCUCCUAUAACUCCUCCAUCAUUGCCUGACCACUCCCUGGUGCACUUGAAUGAGAUAGAGUCUGGGUACCACUCUCUGUGUCAUCCCAUGAACCACAACGGCCUCCUUCCAUUCCACCCACAAAACAUGGAUCUACCUGAAAUUACAGUUUCCAACAUGCUUGGCCAAGACGGGACACUGCUUUCCAAUUCACUCUCCGUGAUGCAAGAUUUACGGAAUACAGAAGGAGCCCAGUAUAGUUCCCAUCCUCAGAUGGCAACCAUGAGGCCAAGGGUUCAACCUGCAGAUAUUAGGCAGCCAGGAAUGAUGCAGCACGGGCAGCUGACUACUAUUAACCAGUCCCAGCUCAGUGCACAGCUUGGUUUGAAUAUGGGUGGAAACAGUGUUCCUCACAACUCGCCCUCUCCACCUGGAAGCAAAUCUGCAACUCCUUCACCAUCCAGUUCAGUCCAUGAAGAUGAAGGAGAAGAUAGCUCUAAGGUCAAUGGUGGAGAGAAGAGACCUGCUUCAGAUAUGGGAAAGAAACCCAAAACUCCCAAAAAGAAGAAGAAGAAGGACCCAAAUGAGCCACAGAAGCCUGUGUCUGCCUAUGCAUUAUUCUUUCGAGACACUCAAGCAGCCAUCAAGGGCCAAAACCCCAAUGCUACUUUUGGUGAAGUCUCUAAAAUUGUAGCUUCAAUGUGGGACAGCUUAGGAGAAGAACAAAAACAGGUAUACAAAAAGAAAACUGAAGCUGCCAAGAAGGAAUAUCUGAAGCAGUUAGCUGCCUACAGAGCAAGCCUUGUAUCCAAGAGCUACAGUGAACCUGUUGAUGUUAAAGCCUCCCCACAACCUCAGAUGAUGAAUUCAAAGCAGUCAGUGUUCCAUGGGGCCGCCCAGGCUCACUCUGCACUGUACCUCAGUUCCCACUACCACCAACAACCAGGAAUGAAUCCUCACAUCACUGCCAUGCAUGCCAAUAUCCCCAGGAACAUAGCGCCCAAGCCCAACAACCAAAUGCCAGUGACUGUUUCCAUAGCAAACAUGGCUGUGUCCCCACCACCGCCUCUUCAGAUCAGCCCCCCUCUGCACCAGCAUCUCAACAUCCAGCAACACCAGCCGAUUUCAAUGCAGCAGUCCAUUGGAAACCAGCUACCAAUGCAGGUCCAGUCUGCUUUACAUUCACCUACAAUGCAGCAAGGAUUUACUCUUCAGCCUGAUUAUCAGAAUAUCAUCAAUCCAACAUCAACAGCUGCACAAGUUGUUACCCAAGCAAUGGAGUAUGUUCGUUCAGGGUGCAGAAAUCCUCCAGCACAGACUGUGGACUGGAAUAAUGACUACUGCAGUAAUGGGGGCAUGCAGAGGGACAAAGCACUCUACCUUACCUGAAAAUCUGAAACACCUCUCCUUUCCAC
Messenger RNA from Gymnogyps californianus (California condor), 1604 nucleotides. RefSeq names its product thymocyte selection associated high mobility group box (gene TOX). Gene Ontology annotation, molecular function: chromatin DNA binding. The record is from RefSeq and is a predicted model, not a curated record. The coding region runs from base 1 to 1578 and encodes 525 amino acids. Gene Ontology annotation, cellular component: nucleus. Lineage: Eukaryota; Metazoa; Chordata; Aves; Accipitriformes; Cathartidae. The transcript has 9 exons. Gene Ontology annotation, biological process: regulation of transcription by RNA polymerase II; leukocyte differentiation.